AUGACAACUCGAGAUAGAACACCUUCAUAUUUAUUAUUAAAAUCCGAAUUCCAAAAUGGUAGAAAAGUACAUAAAAAGUAUGAGGUUAUCAAUGGAAGAGAAUUCACAGGUAUUGCACCUUUACUAUCAUAUAAGGAUGGAGCUAGUAAAAAAAUAGUGCAUGAAGGUUAUCGCCAAUUACCAAAAUUACAAGAGGAGGAAAUGCUACCUCUUUGGUUACAUAAAACCAGUGACAUAGAUAAUAGUUUAACUAAAAUUUCAGAUUUGGUUGUUAAAUUAAAAAGCUAUCAUGCUAAUAAUUUAUUACCCAACAUGGGGGAUUCCAGUAAAUUAGAAAAAUCAAUCGAAAUUACAACUCAGGAAAUUACAAGACUAUUUCAUAAAACUAAAGAUUUAAUAAAUCGAUUUUCAUUAGACUCAAAUAUAUCAGGAGAUCAUUUAAAACUAAAGAAAAAUAUACAGGCCUCAAAAUUAGAUAAACUACAUGUAUUAUCACUUUACUUUAGACAAAUACAAAGAUCAUAUUUAUCAGCACUUCAAAAAAGGACCAAUUCAUUUCAAGAUAUUUAUAAAAACAAUAGAGCUAAGGUUGAAGAUUUUGAUGACGAUGAUGAAGAAAACGAAACUUUUUCAUUUGGGUUUACAACUGAGCAAAUAGCAAUGGUAGAUGAAAUGACUGAAAAUAUCACCAAAAGAGACAAAGAAAUUAGACAGCUGUUGGUAUCGAUUGCAGAUUUAUCAUCAUUAUUCAAUGAUAUCAGUAUUUUGGCUAAUCAGCAAAGUGGGGUUUUGGAUAACAUAGAAAACAAUUUAAAUGAUGUGGAGGGUUCCACCAUUGCCACCAUAUCCAAUUUAGAGGAUACCAAUAGAUACCAUAAAGAGUAUAGAAGUAGAUUAUGUAUAUUGAUGGUAUUAAUAUGCUUGGUAACUUCAAUGUUUGCCAUUUAUAUCUUAAAAAUAAUAUUUUAA
Messenger RNA from Dictyostelium purpureum, 969 nucleotides. RefSeq lists its product as uncharacterized. The transcript has 3 exons. Lineage: Eukaryota; Evosea; Eumycetozoa; Dictyosteliales; Dictyosteliaceae. Gene Ontology annotation, molecular function: SNAP receptor activity; SNARE binding. The record is from RefSeq and is a predicted model, not a curated record. Gene Ontology annotation, cellular component: membrane; SNARE complex; endomembrane system. The coding region runs from base 1 to 969 and encodes 322 amino acids. Gene Ontology annotation, biological process: vesicle-mediated transport; intracellular protein transport; vesicle fusion.